Molecule: messenger RNA, 288 nt
Organism: Protopolystoma xenopodis
Lineage: Eukaryota; Metazoa; Platyhelminthes; Monogenea; Polystomatidea; Polystomatidae
Source: the annotation of a GenBank genome assembly
AUGUUCCAAGUCUUGGGGAUCGUAGCCAUCGUCGUGUUCUAUGUGCUCAUUCUGGUGGUCGGAUUGUGGGCCGCGAAGCGCUCCAAAAAGACGGAGGGCAUGUCGGAGAGUGAAGACGUCAUGCUGGCCGGCAGGAACAUCGGACUCAUUGUCGGCAUCUUCACAAUGACCGGCAAGUCCUCGCUGUUUCUUAAUUAUUCUCUUCUGGCGGCAGUACUCACUACGAGCAUAAGUAGUAUCGUCAGCACUGCCACGUUAGAAAGUGUGGCCUGCGAGGGACUCGACUAG